CUGCCGGAAAACGAAGUUCGCGGACGGGUGCGGCCACCUCUGCUCCUACUGCCGCACCAAGUUCUGCGCCCGCUGCGGAGGCCGCGUGUCGCUGCGAUCCAACAACGUUAUGUGGGUAUGCAAUUUAUGUCGAAAGCAACAGGAAAUCUUAACCAAAUCUGGGGCCUGGUUCUUUGGAAGUGGCCCUCAGCAGCCCAGUCAGGAUGGAACCCUAAGUGACACAGCUACAGGUGCUGGUUCUGAGGUACCCAGAGAAAAGAAAGCACGGCUCCAAGAGCGAUCACGGUCUCAGACUCCCCUGAGCACAGCAGCUGCCUCCUCCCAGGACACGGCUCCUCCCAGUGCACAGCCAGACAGGAGCAAAGGGGCUGAGCCCUCCCAGCAAGCCGUGGGGCCAGAACAGAAGCAGGCUGCAUCCAGGUCUAGAAGUGAACCUCCAAGAGAGAGGUAAUAGUUCAUUAACUCUGUAAGCAAAAGGCAAGGUCUUGUAUUGACAACCCAUUCUCAAGAACUUAACAUUUACUAAGAAAGACGUGUGGAGGCGAUACUUCUCAGGCCCCACAUGGAAGGUGACAACAGGCAUGAGGUGCUUUGUUUAUCUCUAGAAUGUAUCAUGUCUUCGGAGACCUUUGUUGAGAAGUUUCUCUGUCAGUAUGCACAUAUAUAAACAAGUCACCCAGUUGGGCUACUAACUUCAAACCUUGAAUUCAGCAAAGCUUUUAGAUCAUUUAUUCACUUAUAAAAUUAGUCCUUUAAUUGAAAGUAUGCUCUGAGAGAAUAUGAUGGGGGCACCUGACCCAGUGGAGGGCGUGUGGGUACAUUAUCAAAGCCUUCUUUGAGGACAUUUCGUUCAUGCUGAGCUCUGAAAAGUGACUAGGAAUUAAACAGGUGAAGAGUGGGAUGGGGGUUCCAGGUAUAUGUAAGGGCAUGUGGUCUGAAGAAAAGGCUGAUGGAAAAACCUAAGGAUGCCCACUGGCUAGAGUGUGAGUAGCAGAGGUUAUCAGGUCCUGGGUCACACUGGGCCUUUUGGCCAGGUUAAAUUUUAUAGAUUUCAUCCUAGGAACAAUGGAAGGCCACUGAGGAUUUUAAGCAUGGGCUAACAUGAUCAGAUAAUUUAUUUCAAUGGAUUCAUUCAUUCAUUCAUUCAAACAAUGUAUUUAUGACUAGACAGGAAGCUUUGCACUGGGAGACAAUGUUAACAAGGAGUACAUAGCCCUUUUCUUCACACCCUUGGUAGUUUGGGGGACUGACUAUUGUUAAGGGCAGGCUUGGCUGCUUUUGGCUCCAAGGAAGGCCUUUGCUCCCCUUUUUCAAACAGAAGCCCAUAAAUAAAAUCAAGGACUUCAAAGUUAAACAGAUCUAGAUUCCAGUUCUGACUCUGCCACACUAGUAACAACAACCCACCUUAUGGGGUUGUGGCAGGAUUAAAUGAGAACAUGUGUUCAGAAGCUGGCACAUGGUAAACAUUCAGUAAAUGUAGCUAUUAUUCAAGCCAAUAGCCAUUGUAUAUUUACUAUAAGCAAACACUGUGCCAGGAAUCAGAGAGUAUAAAGACGAUUAGGGCACGAUCUCACAGAUCCUAGGGAAGAUACCACACAAUAUCCUAGGGCAAUGAACUGUACCAGAAGGCUCAUUUAAUCAAAACUAGAAAAUACGUAUAGUAUUUUGGUAGCUGCAGGAAAGAGGAAGUGCAUUCUGAAUUAAGUUUCAUAGGGUAUCCAGGAGUUGUAAGGUAGGUAGGACAUUACAGGAAGAGAAAAUGAGUAUACAUAAACUAUGUGGAAAGAAAACAGAAAGAACACCAGAGGUAACUCAAUUAAUAGACAAUUAAUAGCUUUUAGUGACAAACUGAUGUGUUUUAAGAAAAAAAUAUAUCAAAGAUGCAAUUUAGGACUGGUCAGAAAAUGGUAUCUUUAAAUAACAAAUUGGUGCUAUAAAGUUUCUAAAGAGAAAAUACGAAUCUUGUUUAUGACAUGUGGUAAAAAGUUUAAAAAAUUCAAAAAUGAGGACUGAGAAAAGAAUUUUAACUUUUAGAUGAAAUCUGAAGACAAUUGAUGGGGCAAAUGUCCUUGUGAUUAUACAAAUUACUUGCUGAUUAUGUAAAUACUUAAGAGCAAGGACAUUGAGAGUGCAUCAGAAGGAAAAGAGAGGCAGGUGACAACUUCAGGGAGAGGAGCAAGAUUGAAAAAAUGGCAUUUUGUUUGUUUUAAAUUAUUGACGAAUUCUUGAUCAUAUUUUACACACUCAUCAGGAGCUAGUGGAAAUGGAACAAUUAAAGGUAGAGGUGAGAAAAAGUCAGUACAGCAAAGAAUCAGACUGGAGAACUCCUUCCAUUUUCAUAAUACUCUCUUUUCAUAAAGCAUUUUCACAGAUGGUGUCUCCUUUAAGCCUCAUAUGAAUUGUGCAAGGUAAGCAUUAUUUAUCGGCAUUUCAGGAACAGUAAAUUAACACAAUAUAAGCUUCUAAUGAGAUCAACUAUGCCUUAAUGAGCUAUUAAAUGACUGCAGUACAAUCAUCAUGCUCUUAUGAAAACUCUAUUUGAUAAUGAUUAAUAUGGAUUCGAUUAAACCCCUUACAAUGCCACCCUUGCCAUUCCACCUUCUGAUGAAAAUCCCUUUCACUUCAAGGGCCCAAUGUAAUCUGAAGCAGAAUUUGUCAUGUUUUCCUUUUGCUUUCCCACGCCACGUGAAACCCUUGGCUCUUUCUUUUCAGCAUCGCUAGCCCCUCCUCAAGCGGAUACUUAACCUAUCUCAACAAUUACUACUUUGGUAAUCCACAAUGGAAUUUGCCCUACUUUUUCUCAUGUUGUAUUUUUCCUUGAUUUUUGUUUAUUACUUCUGCUUUGGGACUUCUAGCCAAACGAUGCUCCCUCUGGAAAGCCCUCUCAGUGGAAGUCAGGAUUCCAAAGAGAGCCUUAGGUUGUCUUCAUUUCUAAUUGCAUAGAUCAUACAGUGUGAGAAUGCUUAGUCAAGCCACCUACUUUUUGUAACUUCUGGAAUAGUUGCUGGACCUUUCCAAAAUCAGGUGCAGAGAAGGGCUGCAAGGAGCAACUGAAUGAUUGAUACAUCUAUAAGAUUCAAAGAACGCCAAACCCUUUUCCUUUCAUCUUGCCAGUGUCUUCAACAGGACAGAGAGAAAAGUAGAAAACAAAACAGUUUUUUUCUUUUGCACUGUUCUGAAAUUAGGGAGAGGGAGAGG
This is a messenger RNA of Miniopterus natalensis, 3198 nucleotides long. The record is from RefSeq and is a predicted model, not a curated record. NCBI's taxonomy places the organism in Eukaryota, Metazoa, Chordata, Mammalia, Chiroptera, Miniopteridae.